AUGGGAAAUGUUGGAUUCGGCAAAGAAUUCAACAACCUGGCUACAGGCAUUGAGCAUCCGGCGAUCAAAGGCAUUCAUGACCAUAUGGCUGUUCUCGGAACAAUGGGCCAUGUUCCUUGGCUUUUGAAUCUAGCCAAUCGAAUCCCAGGAGCAGUGUCUGGGUAUUCCAGCUUUUUCCAAUGGUGUACGAAUGAAAUUGAGCGAAAGCAAAAGGAGUGGGAUAUGGACAAGAGCCCACAGGAUAUUGUCUCGUGGCUGUUGAAAGCCUAUGUCGAGAAGGAUAUAUCUGCGGCUCCAACCGAGGCUGCUCUCCAUCAGGAUUCCCGAGUGGUUGUAGUGGGUGGUAGUGAGACUGUAGCUACUACUUUGGCAUCUGCGCUAUACUAUCUAGCCAAGAAUCCUGCAGUGCUAUCAAAGCUGCAAUGCCAUUUAGAUGAAGUCAUGCCGGGAAGGUCAAAGGAUUGGUCAUAUGAGAAGGUCAAGUCUGUCACUUAUCUUGACGAUAUCAUUCAUGAAACACUUCGCCUGCGACCUGCGGUAAUGACGGGUGGAUACCGCGUUACCCCAGCCGAGGGAUUACAGAUCGAUGAGGUGUACAUUCCCGGGGAUGUCAAUGUUUUCGUUCCCGUGCAGUUGAUUCAGACAGAUGAGAGGUACUACACCGAUGCCAAACAAUUUGUACCAGAGCGAUGGAACGAGAAGACAGAGAUGUGCUCAGAGAGCGCUCCCUUCUUUCCAUUUCUCCUUGGACCUUACACUUGUCCCGGGAAGAAUUUGGGCAUGAUGAGCCUUCGCAUUUCGCUUUCCACUUUGGCCCAAUUGUUCCACAUCCAAUUCGGUCCCGGCGAGACUGGAGAGGCAUUUGAGACCGAGACUCGGGAUACUUUUACCACCACACUUCCUCCAUUACAAAUUCAAUUCCAGCCGCGCUAA
Molecule: messenger RNA, 933 nt
Organism: Penicillium coprophilum
Lineage: Eukaryota; Fungi; Ascomycota; Eurotiomycetes; Eurotiales; Aspergillaceae
Product: Cytochrome P450
Exons: 3
Coding region: 1-933 (310 amino acids)
Molecular function (GO): heme binding; iron ion binding; monooxygenase activity
Source: RefSeq, a predicted model, not a curated record